AUGCUGCUCAUACUUCUACAAAUCCACACUGCAUACAUGCUUGCUGUGACGACGGUAAACAGCACCUCAUUGUCUGCGUCUCCACCAGUUCGGUGCCUCCUCGAUCAGGCCUCCGCGCUCCUCGAGCUGAAGGAGUCGUUCAACACUACUGGCGGCGAUUCCACCACCUUCCUGACAUGGACUGCCGAGACAGACUGCUGCAGCUGGCAUGGUGUCAGCUGUGGCAGUGGCAGCGCUGGUGGCCAUGUAACCUCCCUCAACCUGGGUGGUCGGCAGCUGCAAGCCAGUGGUCUCGACCCUGCACUGUUCAGACUAACAUCGCUGAAGCACCUCGACCUCUCCGGCAACGACUUCAGCGUGUCCCAGCUCCCUGCUACUGGGUUCGAGCGGCUCACGCAGCUCACACAUCUCGACCUCUCCGACACCAACUUUGCCGGGCCUGUACCAGCUAGCAUCGGCCGCCUCAAAAGCCUCAUCUUCCUCGACCUCUCUACCAGCUUCUAUGCCCAUGAUUUCGACGAUGAGAACAGGUUAACAAAUUUCACCUCAGAUUACCUUUGGCAGCUCUCAGUGCCAAACAUGGAGACCUUACUUGCAGACCUCACAAACCUGGAGGUGAUCAGGCUGGGCAUGGUGAAUCUGUCUGGUAAUGGAGCCCAAUGGUGCAACUAUUUGGCCAGGUUCAGUCCUAAACUUAAGGUCCUCAGCUUGCCAUACUGCUUGUUACCAGGUCCUAUAUGUAGAUCACUGUCAGCCUUGACAUCUCUCACAGUCAUCGAGCUUCAUUAUAAUCACUUGUCUGGUCCAGUGCCAGAGUUCUUGGUUGGUUUUUCCAACCUCACUGUUCUUCAGCUGUCGACAAAUAAGUUUGAAGGAUAUUUCCCUUCCAUCAUCUUCAAACACAAGAAGUUACAAACAAUUGACCUCUCCAGGAAUCCUGGGAUCUCUGGUGUUCUGCCGGCUUUCUCACAGGACAGUAGCUUGGAGAAAUUAUUUCUUAACGACACAAAAUUCUCAGGAACCAUACCUAGUUCCAUAAGCAAUCUCAAGUCUCUAAAGAUGCUGGGCCUUGGUGCUCGUGGCUUUUCUGGAGUACUUCCCUCGUCGAUAGGGAAGAUACCUCCACAGAUAUCAAAUUUGACUAGACUACAAGUUCUGCUACUCCAGUCAAACAAUUUUGAAGCAUCUUGCAGAAUGUCUAGCUUCCCCAGCUUCUUGAGGCAUCUUGAUUACAUCACUGGUCUUGACCUCUCUGAUAACCAAAUCUAUGGGGCAAUACCUCAGUGGAUAUGGGGGAUACUGAAUGGAUCUUACAUGUUACUCCUGAACGUAUCACAUAAUAAGUUUACAAGUAUUGGAUCUGAAGAACCUUUGCUUCCAGUUGAUAUAGAAUACUUUGAUCUGAGUUUCAAUAAUUUCAGUGGGCCCAUACCUAUACCAAGGGAUGGCAGCGUUACACUUGACUACUCAAGCAACCAGUUCUCAUCCAUGCCUGAUUUCUCUAAUUACCUCAGUAGUACCCUCUUUCUAAAGGCCUCCAGAAAUAGCCUUUCUGAAAAUAUUUCACAAUCAAUUUGUGGUGCAGUUAGGAGUUUACUUCUCAUUGAUCUUUCUUAUAACAAGUUAAGUGGUUCAAUCCCACCUUGUUUACUAGAGGAUGCCAGUGCAUUACAAGUAUUAAGUCUUCAAGGAAACAGAUUUGUUGGAGAAUUACCUGAUAACAUUAGCAAAGGUUGUGCACUUGAGGCAUUAGAUCUCAGUGGCAAUUUGAUUGACGGGAGAUUACCAAGAUCUCUAGUUUCUUGCAGGAACCUGGAGAUCCUUGACAUUGGAAGCAAUCAGAUUAGUGACUCUUUCCCAUGUUGGAUGAGUACACUUCCUAAACUUCAAGUCCUUAUUCUCAAGUCUAACAAGUUCACUGGGCAGUUGCUGGAUCCUUCAUAUAAUACGCACAAUGCAAAUGAAUGUGAAUUUACACAACUGCGAAUUGUUGACAUGGCCUCAAACAACUUGAGUGGCACAUUGUCAGCAGAAUGGUUUAAGAUGCUCAAGUCCAUGAAGACCAGAUCUGAUAAUGAGACAUUAGUCAUGGAAAAUCAAUAUUACCAUGUGCAACCAUACCAGUUUACGGUUGCAAUUACAUACAAAGGUUAUCAGAGAACCAUCUCCAAGAUCUUGACGACACUUGUGCUAAUAGAUAUCUCAAAAAAUUCGUUUUAUGGUACCAUCCCUGAGGAUGUUGGGGAUCUUUUGCUGCUUAGUGGUCUCAACAUGUCUCAUAAUACUUUAGAAGGGCCAAUUCCCGUUCAAUUUGGCAGAUUAAAGCAACUUGAGUCAUUAGACCUCUCUUCAAAUGAGCUUUCCGGGGAGAUCCCACAGGAGCUAGCAUCGCUGAACUUCCUUUCGGUACUGAAUCUGUCCUAUAACAUGUUGGUUGGACGAAUACCAGAGUCAUCUCAGUUCUCCACAUUUCCCAAUAGCUCUUUUUUGGGAAACACUUGUUUGUGUGGACCUCCAAUGUCUAAACAAUGCAGCAAUACAACAGAAACAAUCUUGCCACAGGCUUCAGAGAAGGACUCCAAACAUGUCUUAAUGUUCAUGUUCACAGCAUUGGGAUUUGGUGUCUUCUUUUCAAUUACAGUCAUAGUGAUAUGGGGAAGCCACAGUCGAAAGCAAAACUUGACUCCUGAAUCUUAA
Molecule: messenger RNA, 2697 nt
Organism: Sorghum bicolor (sorghum)
Lineage: Eukaryota; Viridiplantae; Streptophyta; Magnoliopsida; Poales; Poaceae
Product: receptor-like protein 12
Exons: 3
Coding region: 1-2697 (898 amino acids)
Molecular function (GO): protein binding
Source: RefSeq, a predicted model, not a curated record